Triplophysa rosa is the source of this 886-nucleotide messenger RNA. It is a transcript of the gene elocb, whose product is annotated as elongin C paralog b. Gene Ontology annotation, biological process: ubiquitin-dependent protein catabolic process. The transcript has 4 exons. The coding region runs from base 136 to 474 and encodes 112 amino acids. Gene Ontology annotation, molecular function: protein-macromolecule adaptor activity. Gene Ontology annotation, cellular component: elongin complex. The record is from RefSeq and is a predicted model, not a curated record. Lineage: Eukaryota; Metazoa; Chordata; Actinopteri; Cypriniformes; Nemacheilidae.
UGAACGAUUGUUUCCUGUAGUCGAUACUGACAACAGAACAGCAGUUGCUCUCAUCUCGUCAGAGACUAAACUGGAUAAGAAAAGCCCAAAACACAAAAGACUAGCUCAAGUGAGAAGCAGGAGAAAGCAGUAAAAAUGGACAGUGAAGAAAAGACAUACGGUGGCUGUGAAGGGCCAGAUGCCAUGUAUGUGAAACUGAUCUCCUCUGAUGGCCAUGAGUUUAUCGUGAAGAGAGAACAUGCUUUGACAUCAGGAACAAUCAAAGCUAUGCUUAGUGGUCCUGGCCAGUUUGCAGAGAAUGAAACAAAUGAAGUCAACUUUCGAGAGAUACCAUCACAUGUCCUUUCUAAAGUGUGCAUGUAUUUUACUUACAAAGUUCGCUAUACUAAUAGUUCAACAGAAAUCCCAGAAUUUCCUAUUGCCCCAGAGAUUGCACUGGAGCUUCUGAUGGCUGCAAACUUCUUAGAUUGUUGAAAAUACAAACAAUUACAGUAUUUAACUGCAGAAUAAAUAUUAAGAGAAAACAAAAUACUAUUGUUUUAUUGUUUUAAAUGUAGGUUCCGCAACAGGAACAUUGAACUUAAUAACAGGGUUAAGUGCAUUACCCACCCUUAGUAUCAUUUAUUAUGUUAUAUUUGCGUAUAAAUUAAAAAAGAUUACAUCUGUUUUUUUGUUUGUGUGUUUGUUUAUACGUUCAGAUUUUUUUGAGCUUUAACCCAGUAUUAAAUUUUACAUUAUUUCUAAUUAACAAAAUAUAGGUGCCUGAAAAAAUAUUCUCCUGUUAACUAUUUUCAAGAGUUAAUCAAAUCAAAUUGAUAUUUAAUUUUAUUGUUGAUCUUUUUGUGUUAACCUUAAAUUUAAAUAAAGGUUGUUAUAAUAACAGACA